AUGGAAUUCAUACAAGCCAUCUACUGUGCUAAAAGCAGUGUUAGACCAGCUUUUGAUAUCCAGUUCAAAUCACCAGAAUCUGGACACUAUGUUCAGGGUGUUGAACCAAUGAAACCUUCUAAAUCAUCCAGACAUUUAUAUGUUUGUGCUCUGAUGUAUGCUAGUAUAUUUGGUAACGUCUCUGCAAUCAUUCAGCGGCUGUACUCAGGGACAGCCCGUUACCACACUCAACUGCUCCGUGUAAAGGAGUUCAUAAAGUUCCAUCAGAUUCCCAACCCACUCAGACAAAGAUUAGAGGAGUAUUUCCAGCAUGCUUGGUCCUACACAAACGGCAUUGAUGUCAACACAGUGUUAAAGGGGUUUCCCGAAUGUCUACAAGCAGACAUCUGUCUUCACUUAAAUCGAAUCCUUUUAGAAAAUACCCAAGCAUUCCAAGGAGCAAGUCCAGGUUGUCUUCGAGCACUGUCCAUGAAGUUCAAGACAACUCAUGCACCAUCUGGAGAUAUUUUAGUUCAUCGAGGAGAUGUCUUAACUGCUUUAUAUUUUAUAUCAAGAGGAACUAUUGAGAUACUAAGAGAUAACAUAGUCAUGGCCAUUUUAGGGAAAGAUGAUAUUUUUGGAGAGAACCCAUGUGCUUAUUCAACUGUUGGCAAGUCAAGUUGCAAUGUACGUGCCUUGACGUAUUGUGAUCUUCAUAAGAUUAUGCGGGAUGAUUUAUUAGAUAUUCUACAGAUGUUUCCAGAAUUCUGUGACAGUUUCUCCAACAAUCUAGAAAUAACCUUUAUUUUGAGAGAUAUGGAACAACCAGGGGUUGAAUCAGAUGUUUUGCGAUCCAGGUGUGCCAUGUAUCAACAAGUUAGCUCCCCAGAGGAAGUUGAGGAUCCUCGAUCAGUGGCAUAUCAGUAUCCUCGACCACGUCGGAAAACAAAGCUUCAGAAGCAACUUUCUGCAGAACAUGAGAUAGGGUUCAGCGAUGAAGAUGACGAAAAUGACUGGAAUAACAGCAGACUACAAAUUCUGGAACUUUCUCCAGACAAAGCCGGACAAGAUGUAACACCAGCAAAUAUAGAUUUUGAAAAAAGAUUAGAAAAACGCGGAACAAUCCAUUCAUUAACAAGUUUAUUCAACCAAAUCAAACGAAGUAUAACAGACUUAAGGAAAACAAAGUCUGAGGAAGGAAUAGGUGUUUUAACAAAUAAAACAAACAUCAAUAGUUUGGUGCAUAAAGGAAGAGGAGAUUCCCCCUCCCCUUUUACCGGCCCUUCCACCAAUAAAAAAGGGGAACAUGAAAAUGGGAAAAGAGGAUCAGAAUCUUUGCAACCCAUUUCUUGUGAAGAUUUAAUGAAUAAGGGGAAUCGAGAAAAGACUCCACUUUUAGAAAUGGCUGAACCAAUGUCUGAAGCUGUUCUAUCAGUUUCCAGUCCCAUUUCCACAACAUUAAGAUCCUCUGCUCCAUUAGCAUGUGUCCCUCACCUUACCUCUAGUGGUAGUAGCCAGGCUCCAACACAGCUUGUUACGCCUAGAUCUAGAUCAGGACCAGGGAGACUGGGCUUUAGUUCUACUAGUACCCAACAACAGACUUCAUCUAGCAGUAUACCUAAAUCUAGCUCUAGUAUGACUAUACCUAUGUCCUCAUCCAGCCCUGGCAGCCAACACUCCCCAGAGGAGGAAGCAACCUUUCCUUCCUCCCAGUACUUCCCUCCUCCUCCAGGUCAUGGAGACCUGGAGACCUUAGAAUCUAGGAUAGAUAUACUCAGUAGGCAGAUACAAAAUAUUGAAAGUCGUCUGUCUAGAGACAUGCAGAAUGUGGUGAAUAUUCUGUCACAGAUUGCUUGUGCUGGUGCUAUUCCCUCCACCUUACUGCCAUCAGAAGGCAUUCAGUCUAGAUCUCCUGUUCCCGAAAAGACAAGGUCCACCCAGCGGCCAUCUUCUUUCCAAAGUCGUCACCUCCUAACGAGAGGCAGGAGUCGAUUCUUCAGAAGGGCCGUAAGUCUUCAAAAUACCCCAACCUUUACUAAGGAGUUCAAGUAUAAACUUCCUACCCGUAGUCUAGACACUAGUCGGUCACUAGAAGAAUCUGUUUUAGAAGAUAUUCAAUGGCCAAGUCCAGAGUCUAAUUCUACUGAUGAGUUGUUUGAAAGACCUCGGCCAUCUACCGUGCCUCCUACUGAUUUGAGUAAUAGGGUGCCCGAUCCACUUCGUAGCUUCUCACAACCUUCUGGACAAAGACAGCACUGGUUUAUAAAUGGAAAGCCUGUCAAGUACAUUUCAAUUCCAAUUGAUUUCCAAACUCGUAAGAAUGAAGAACAAACUGGCAGCUUGUUGUUCUCAUCUGUCAGAGAGACUGAAGCCCAGCCAUCUGGUAGUGAUAAGUCAUGGUCUGUCAGCUACGGUUCAAGGCGAGACUCCAAGUCCUCAGAUGUGUAAAUAAUUUUGUAUAGUUUAUUUGCAGUUGUAUUUAUUUUUCUACAGCAAAUUGUUUAAACAAAUGAAGUUUAUCCCGAGCUGUUUUUUAAAAGUCCUGUCUUCUUGAAGGCAUAAUUCCUGUUAUUGCUUUUACUAUAUACUGGUUAGUAUACCACUUGAUAAUAAUGUAAAGAAACUUAAAUCACUCAAAAAAUGUUUUUUUUGACAUGUAUAUAUAGAAUCAAAAUUUAAAAUUUAUAUACUUCUUUAUGAUGGGCUGGUAAGUGUUUACAAAAAUACUAUGUAUACCUCUGCAGUAUCUAUUUAAAGUAUCUGUAUUAACUGAAUAGAUGGUGUGUGUUGGUAAUCAGUUGAGAGCACAAGAAGUGGAAGUUCUUAAUGGUGGAUAUUACUUUAAUUAUCUGAAAUCUAGUUAAAUACACUGUUUUAUUGGAGUUACAUUGUAUUAAGCUAACCAUGCUGUUAAUUUUAGAAAUCAGGUCUCUUUGUAUAAUGUUCUCAUAUUGUUCUUCUUAAUAGUACAAUGAGCUGUAGUAUAUGGAAACACUUAUUGCUACCACUGAAAUACUGAUUCUAUCUGCUUUUCUUCUAUGUCAUUCUUUAAUAUGAUAUGAUUUUCAUUUAUUGUUCUUGUUUUUUGUUAUGUAGUUUUUUUACACUUUGUUACUCAGGGAAUUGUUUUCCUUUAUUGCCUCAUUCAGGGUUCUACUAUGUUUGAAGAAAUUGUCUGUGAUACAUAAAAUGAUUUUUGAAUAAAGGUCAAUUGCAUGGUGACCCAGGAAAGAUUUUUACAGGUAAUUCUUUCCAAAAUAAGAUAAUGAAGUGGUCAAAUUGUAAAAGAUACUGAAGUGGUCAAAAUAUAGAGCUUGGUAUUAGAAAAAAUGAAUUAAUUUUAACAUAUUUUUCUUUUUGUAUCUUUGCAGUAUAUUGUGUCUGAUCUUGUUAUUUGAUCAAAUAGCAACAAUGGCUAUUUUGUAUUAAUAGCCUUUUCUAUUAACAAUCAAAAUAAUGAAGCACAAAUUUAGAUCUUUUGUUUUUGUCUAGAAGACAACAUUUCUUGAUAGACAAAUACUGAUAGUUAGAAAGCAUUAUAUGUUUAAGGUAAUUUGGGAAAAUUGCUGUGAUUUUAACAUGACUACGUGUUCUGCUGGUAAUUUGCCAGUCUUGGUUUUUUGUUUUCAUAUUCCACAAGGUGUACUUAAUAGUAAGUGAGAUUUAUCUUUAAUGUUUUAUUUUCUAUGAUUAGUUAGUGCAGAUGUAUAGAAUCUUUGAAAUUAAGUUUGAAUAUGCUAAAAAACAAGACUAUACAUAAUAAAUCUUAAGUGCUCUUAAGAAAGACUGACAUCCAUUUUACCUGUUAGUCCAUUGAACUGAUAUUGUUUGUGAGUUAAUUAGAUUAUUGAGCAGCAUGUAUAGAGUGGAUGAAAUUCAAGUGAAACAUAUUCAUUGUUAAUUUGAGGAAACUUAUCCAGCAUCUUGUUCUCUGUAGCUUGUAGUACCAACUUGAUGCAAAUGUAGAGAUAUCAUUCAUUUCAUGCUAUACAAUAAAACAGCCCACUAUUCAGGGGCACCUGUAACUAAAACCCAUAAAGUUUCUCAACUUUUGUAAGUUGGUUGGUAAAAACAGUCAUUUCAUAGUUUUAAGAAAUAACACAUUGGUCAUUAUAUAUGAAUCAUUCUCUGUUACUUAGCUUUAAAUCAACAAAGAUCUUAUCACUAGAUUUAUGAAAGUAAGCAUCAUAACUUAGUAAUCA
Limulus polyphemus (Atlantic horseshoe crab) is the source of this 4181-nucleotide messenger RNA. Its product is annotated as potassium voltage-gated channel subfamily H member 5-like. The record is from RefSeq and is a predicted model, not a curated record. The coding region runs from base 1 to 2427 and encodes 808 amino acids. NCBI's taxonomy places the organism in Eukaryota, Metazoa, Arthropoda, Merostomata, Xiphosura, Limulidae. Gene Ontology annotation, molecular function: inward rectifier potassium channel activity. Gene Ontology annotation, cellular component: membrane. Gene Ontology annotation, biological process: potassium ion transmembrane transport; membrane repolarization during action potential. The transcript is spliced from 12 exons.